This is a messenger RNA of Mya arenaria, 2513 nucleotides long. RefSeq lists its product as uncharacterized. The transcript has 4 exons. The record is from RefSeq and is a predicted model, not a curated record. Bases 335 to 1333 code for a protein of 332 amino acids. NCBI's taxonomy places the organism in Eukaryota, Metazoa, Mollusca, Bivalvia, Myida, Myidae.
CGAACCUCCAGAGAGAUAGGACUCAUUUAAAUUACAUAAUCAAUUUGGUGCUUGGAAAUGCUUGAAAGGAAGAGGACUGGAAUUCGAUGUUAAUUUUGGAAAGAGAGUGUUAAAUAUUACGUCCGUGAUGCUCCGAAACUUGAGGGUACUGACGAUAACAUAAAGGUCUGGCUGUCUGAUCUAAAGGCCUUAUUUUCUGACUCCACAUCCAACAAAGACAAUAUCCGUGCGCAAGAUGCCGUAGACCAGCUCUAUAAACUGGAGAGAGACGAACUUGUGAUUGGACGUUCAGACAUCGAAGCAGCACUUGACCUGUUGAACAGAGCAAGCAAUAAUGGCUGAACAGCAACGUGCGUUAGAGAGAGAAACUGGGGAUUUCGUCGAAGUGCUUGAAAAUGAAGCUGAAGUUACCAUCGACCGUAUACAAGAUGUUGGAAGUAUAGUUAAAGAUGAAUUAGAGAGGAAAGCGUCGGUCCUUGGUGACGUGCUCCAGUUCGAGACAGAUGUAGGCGUCCAUGCUAUACAAGAUGCUGAAGACAAAGCCCUCCAGAACAUAAAAGGGUUGAAUGAAGAUGAACAGACCUCGUUUAAAUCAGAUCUGAAGGAGGCUCUUAUCAUGUAUCACCGGAAAACAACUGCACACUAUUGCUUGGUCCUUUAUUUUACAGAGUUGAAGAAAGGUCUCAUCGUAUAUCAUGGCACAAAUAACUGCUCGCUACCGCUUGGUCCUUGCUUAGAUCUGGAAGAUUCAGGACUUGAGGACCUCUAUUUAUGGCCAAACAUUAGUAGGGUUAUUCUUCAGUCGAUUCAUAAAGACAAGACAUCAAUAGAACAGACUACAGAACCUCUUUCGAAUUUGGAACAGUUGUUCAGUUCGAAAGGUAUCAUAUUUCUCACCGCAGACGCUGGUGUUGGAAAGACAUCAUUUUGUAAGUUUUUAGUUUUAUCGUGGUGUAAGAUUCAAGAGGGAACGACCGAUCUGAAAUCAACGGUUAGUGGCACCCAAAACGUUUCUAGCAUUAUUGAGUAUUUGAAGGAAUUUACUAAUUUGUUUUACGUCAAUUUACGUGAAAACCAAUGCGCUAAAUUAGAGGAUAUCAUUUUCUCGCAUACGGAAUCUGUUGACACAAAGUUAACGCGGGAUAAUAAAGCCUUUGAUAAUAUAUUGUCGAAAGAAAACGGUUUGUUCAUUUUAGACGGCUUAGAUGAAUGUAAAAUUCCCUUGAUAAUGUCUAUGCCUGUAAAUAGAAAGUAUACUGUUCUCAUUACAUCACGUCCUUGGAAACUUGCAAACAUAAGUAUGCAAAAAAAAAUAUACACAUGCACAAAUUGAGGUUAUGUUUGAACAAGCAUUUCAAGACAUCAUAUGAUACAGAUGAUUUCUUAGACGCUGUCAAAACUCAAUGUUUAGAAUCUCAGCUCGAAAAUCCAAUGUUUGCGCUGCAGUUGUUAUGUAUCUAUCACGAUAAACGCAGUGAGAAUAAAACAUGUUCGGACAAUGCAACCGUUCACAGAUUAUGUUCAGAUUCCGGUACAACGUCAGUACCUCGUCAGACCGGACUGACAUACCUUGGUAAGACAAGGUCGCAUGUAUAUGCAAAUAUGAUAGAACUGAUGUUACGUAGUACCGAAAAGAAGGAGGAAUCACUCGUACAAGAUCUCAGUGAGUAUUACAAGAACAAUGGUCAACCACAUGCACUUCCCGAAUGUUUUGAUGAAAGAAAUUACGCGUGCUGUGGUUUAGCAAAACUAAUUUACGCUAUUGGAAAACUGGCUGCUUAUUCACUUUUAGGCGAUAAUAAAUCUUUAAUAGAAGAACACCAAAUAAGAAAACUUAAGAAAGAUGAAACGUCGGUACUUCUCAAAUCUGGACUUCUUUCGAAAACAAGCUUGAAAACUAUAUCAGGAGAGAGCAAUGUGUACACAUUUUUACAUCAGACUUAUAAGGAGAUGCUUGCAUGUGUGUUUCUAUCUUCGCAUGGUUUUGAUAGUGAUAUUUGGAGAAAAUUCAUAGAAAAUUUUGGUUCUGUUGUGUCACCCGAUAUGUUGUCUUUUUUAUGUGUCAUGAACUAUGAACAAGGUUGCAAGUGUGUAGAUAUGUUUAAUGAAAGCAAACGGUUGUUUGUUAGAGAUGGCACAUUUUACACAUCCGAACUAAUUGCCUAUCAAACAACAAUUGCAAUGACCCACAAAGAAUGUUUUGACAAUGGAAUUAAAGAGCCACGAAUUACGUUGAAACACGCACUGCUUAACCCAGAUUCAGGCAUUGGAACUGAUCAUGCACUUUUGCAAGGAAGCGGUCUUGAGUUGGAAACACUUUUCAUUAGCAACUAUUCAUUUACCACAGCAAUAGAACCGAACUUUUUCUCAAAUUCAUUGGUGCACUUACUGGUAGAAGAUGUUAAGUUUCGCGAUGACCAUAUCGUACUUUCGAAAUGUACACAUCUCUCAAAGAUAGCUAUACAGAACACCCGUCUGUCACGCGUAACCAUCAACCCGUCUUGUCUAGAGAU